GGAUCGCGCUUCCUCUUCCCUCGGAUCCUCCCCUUGUCCAGCGGGAGGACUCAUGCAGCGCAGGGAUUUGUGAGACUCAGUGCCUGCCCUGAAUGGGCUCCUGUCAGGAAAUCACGGGCUCCCCAACAUGCCGGUUAAGAGCAGGUACAACCUGGUGGAUGACGGCCACGAUCUGCGGAUCCCCAUGCACAAUGAGGAGGCUUUCCAGCACGGGAUCUGCUUCGAGGCCAAGUACAUCGGGAGUUUGGAUGUCCCGCGGCCCAACAGCAGAGUGGAGAUUGUUGCAGCCAUGAGGCGAAUAAGAUAUGAAUUCAAAGCCAAGAACAUCAAAAAGAAAAAAGUGAAUAUCCUGGUGUCUGUGGAUGGGGUAAAGGUGACCCUAAAAAAGAAGAAAAAGAAGAAGGAGUGGGCUUGGGAUCAGAACAAGAUGCUAGUUAUGCAAGAUCCUAUUUACAGAAUAUUCUAUGUAUCGCAUGACUCCCAGGAUCUCAAGAUCUUCAGCUAUAUUGCCAGAGACGGAACCAGUAACAUCUUCCGCUGCAAUGUCUUCAAGUCAAAGAAGAAGAGCCAGGCCAUGCGAGUUGUCCGGACGGUGGGGCAAGCGUUUGAGGUUUGUCACAAGCUGAGUCUGCAGCACACCGAGCAAGGCGGGGAUGGACAAGAAGAUGUGGAUAGUGAGAAGAGUACUGAUGAUUCCACGGUACCAGUGACACAAACGGUUGCCAGUGUGGAUCAUCCUGCAGAUGAGACGGAUAUUGAUGCGCUGGACAGUCCUCUCGCAGGCGGGGAAGGUCCAGCAUUUAGCCGCGGAGUGACUGACCUGGAUGCUGUUCGUAUAGAAACCGAUCACACAAAUGAAAAUAAGAAGGACCAAGUGAUUCCGGCCUCUCCCAAGCUGCUUCUCCCGGCCAGCAGUCAGCUACCUCCUGGUGCGCCACUUUCUCUGCACCACCAGAUCCAGCUUCUUCAGCAGCAACUGCAGCAGCAACAGCAGCAAACUCAAGUGGCCGUGGCACAGGUCCAUUUACUGAAAGACCAGCUGUCGGCUGAAGCUGCUGCCAGGCUGGAAUCUCAGGCAAGAGUCCAUCAGCUCCUUCUGCAGAACAAAGACCUGCUGCAGCACAUAUCUCUGCUGGUCAGACAAGUUCAGGAAUUGGAGGUCAAGUUGUCUGGAAAAAAUCCUAUGGGAUCUCAAGACAGUCUCCUGGAGAUUACAUUCCGUCCCAAUGUCCUCCCGGUUUUGUGUGACCCUUCCACUCCAAAGCCUGAAGAUCUGCCUCAACUCACUGAUUCGGAUCCCUCUUUUCAACUGGGCAGCCCUUUAGUUGACCAAAGCAUAUUCCAGAACUCAAAUGCAGCUCACACACCAAAGCUACAGCCCAGCCGAUCCCUUAGCCAGUUGACAAAGACACAAAGUAACUCCGAUCCUGCAGGAGUCGGUAUUUUGGUUGGCAGCACCCAGCACCUUAAAAACCUAGGCAAAGCAGUUGGUGCCAAGGUGAAUGAUUUCUUACGAAGGAGAGAGACUGAUCGAGGAGACAUUGGUGUCACAGAAGUAAACAAGACUGUGGUUACAGCGCUCACCAGCAGUGAGAUGUCUUUGUGUCGGAAUCUUGGUGAAGGAGAAAUGUCAAAGUUUUUGGAGAGUUUUCCUCGCCUUGAACCUCCUCCACCUGUUGUGAAGAAACGCACCCCACGGGCUUUAAAGACGACACAGGAUAUGAUGAUCUCACCAAAUCCGGUAAUAACCAACUCGGAGAAGCAUCUGAGUUUCCCUUUAUCCAGCUAUAACAUAACAAGUGAAACCCCCAACGAAUCUGUAGUUGAAGAGGACAGAUCCCCAGAAUCAAAACACCAGCCUGAUCCUUUACCCAACGGAAAAGCAGAAACUGAUGUUAAGGAGCAUGCUGAGGAGCAUAACGGGGUUCUUUCUGAGGCAACCUUCACUGUACCUGACCUAAUUCACAAAGAAAUGCUGGAGACAGACCUCCGAGUUCCAGCUGCAAACUACUCGUAUAAGACAGACAUGAAAAUCAGCUUUAGCCAAGAUGAGCUAAGAGAAGAGACAAAUGAUUCAGCAUGUGGUUCAUGGCCAACAAACUCAAGCCUGGACAAAGAAGGUCCCCAUCCCGACUUGCUGUCCUUUGAGUAGAUAUUUUUAUGGUGCCAUACUGAGAGUCGUUUGAUAAUUGGAACCAUGGGUCUUUAAGAUGGGUAAAAUGAUCUUUGUUGAAAGCAGACUACAUGAGUAAUUAUGACCUCACCAGAUAUACCACCAGGGGUUUCCAUACUUUUCUCACUAGUUACAUGUUAAGAAUUUAAAUUAUUUCACUGAGUUCACCUGUAAUGUGCCUUCAGGAGGCGUCCAUGUAAACUAUAUAUUAAGUGAUGUAUUCCUUGUUAAUGAAAGAUUCUUAGAUUUUUUUUCACUUCUGGGGUUUUGUUAAAUAUUUCAAGAUUUUAGGGUAUUUUUUGUACUUGUGUAGCUGCAUGCCAUUUUUACUGUGUGCAUAUUAGUGCAUAUUAUCAAAGUACGUUUUAGAAAUAAAAUAUGUAACAUUAA
Spea bombifrons (plains spadefoot toad) is the source of this 2563-nucleotide messenger RNA. RefSeq names its product carboxyl-terminal PDZ ligand of neuronal nitric oxide synthase protein-like. NCBI's taxonomy places the organism in Eukaryota, Metazoa, Chordata, Amphibia, Anura, Pelobatidae. Bases 128 to 2152 code for a protein of 674 amino acids. The record is from RefSeq and is a predicted model, not a curated record. Gene Ontology annotation, molecular function: nitric-oxide synthase binding. The transcript is spliced from 12 exons.